Molecule: messenger RNA, 1165 nt
Organism: Girardinichthys multiradiatus
Lineage: Eukaryota; Metazoa; Chordata; Actinopteri; Cyprinodontiformes; Goodeidae
Gene: gtpbp8
Product: GTP binding protein 8 (putative)
Exons: 8
Coding region: 163-1026 (287 amino acids)
Cellular component (GO): mitochondrion
Molecular function (GO): GTP binding
Source: RefSeq, a predicted model, not a curated record
UGGACGAUGAGCAUUAAAGAAGAAGAGUCAGUUGUAAACAUGGAGCAGUGAAGACAGGAGUGGAAAUGACAUGCUUUCUAUGACAUCAGAGGCAGAAAUCUCGACGCUUUAAGCAACAAAAGCUUUCAGUCCUCCAGGCAGAUCUGAGGUCAGCUGAGGACAAUGUUUUGUCUCCAGCUUCCUCUGCUGCUUCAGCCUGGAACUUCAGUUCACCUUGUUUGUCGUCACAUCCACAAACUGGCCUCGCUUCGCAAAGUGACCUCACUGCCUCCCAGAAAGAUGCAGAGCCUACUGUACCCCUUCAGUGGCUUAGAGGCGUACCUGGACAGGUCAGUGGACCGGAUGCAGUUUCAGCUCUUUCAUCCUUCCGUGGAGGACAUGAUGGAGGCAGAGAAGCUCUUCUGUUCUUCACCGUCUCACAGGAUUGAUUACUACGUCUCUGCAGAGAGGUUGGAUCACACUCCUGCUCUGAAACAGCCAGAGGUAUGUUUCAUCGGCAGGAGCAAUGUGGGAAAGUCGUCUCUCGUCAAAGCUCUGUUUUCCCUCACUCCGGAAGUAGAAGUCCGAGUCUCCAAAACUCCAGGCCACACCAAGAAGAUGAACUUUUUCAGAGUGGGCAAAGCCUUCACCCUUGUGGACAUGCCGGGUUAUGGUCACAGAGCUCCCAAAGACUUUGUUGACAUGGUGGAGCCGUAUCUUUACACCAGGAAAAAUCUGGUGAGGACGUUCCUGUUGGUGGAUGGCAGCGUUGGUCUUCAGAAGGCUGACCUGAUCGCCCUGGAGAUGUGUGAGGAGACCAGAUGUCCAUAUGUGAUGGUGGUGACAAAGAUCGAUAAGUGUGCACAAGGAGCCCUGCUGACAAACCUGCUGAAUCUUCAGAAUGUGGUGAAAACUCAGACCACGAGCUGCUUCCCCCAGCCCCUUCUGAUCAGCUCUGUUCAUUAUUGGGGUAUCCAUCUACUGAGAUGCUUCAUUGCACAUGUGACUGCGAGCAUCAGGCUGAAGGACACUUCGAAAAGUGGAUAAGACGCCCAUCUGUUUCACUGAGAAGGAAUAAUGAUCUGGCAGAGGGUAUCUUCUGUUGAGUGACUGUACAUACAUCAUAAAUUAUUGGACAUGUCGACAGCUGUUCUGGUUUUAUUUUCUAAUAAAAUGUUUAACUUUU